Messenger RNA from Bombyx mori (domestic silkworm), 9014 nucleotides. RefSeq names its product disintegrin and metalloproteinase domain-containing protein 11 (gene mmd). The record is from RefSeq and is a predicted model, not a curated record. Gene Ontology annotation, molecular function: metalloendopeptidase activity. Gene Ontology annotation, biological process: proteolysis. The transcript is spliced from 28 exons. The coding region runs from base 361 to 4227 and encodes 1288 amino acids. NCBI's taxonomy places the organism in Eukaryota, Metazoa, Arthropoda, Insecta, Lepidoptera, Bombycidae.
UCGCGCGUCAGUCGCUGGGCGGCGCGCGGCCGGUCGCGGUCGAUACCUGGACGCGGCUCGGGCACGGCCAUGGAGCACGUCGCGUGCUCGCGCCUCCCCUCGGUCUAGUGCCGCCACCAUGAGCGCCCGAACCCGCAGCCCCUGGCGCCACGUGCGCUGACACCCGUCGCGGUCCAGUCGCGCUCGUGAGCCCGGCUGCUGUUCACGGGUGAAUGCUUCCCGGCCGGCUCUUUUGCUCGGUGGACCGAACCCUGUAUGUUCAUAAGGACUUGAAUAAGUGUGCCAUGUCGACGUCCUGAUGUUGCUGAAUAUUGUCCCGUUACAGUGAGAGGACUCGUUUUACAAUAAUGCGGUAGUCAAAUGGAGCCUAGCUUUAGCGAUACGGAAGCCGAUUCAUGUCAUGUGCUGAUCUCACACGCUAUGCAAGUUGAUAAAAGUGAGGGCGUGCGCAGUUGCGAGCGGCGACGCGGCGCGGGUGCUGUGUCGCGCGGCAUGCGGCGCCGGCCGCUGCUGACGCUCUUGCUGCUCGCGCUCUUGCGCGCGCACGGCUUACUUGCCGCAUCCGGAGAAGCUGAUUACACACUGGACGAUUCGUUUUGGAAUGAAGAAAGCCCAGUUGGUGAAGUGGAGCGGCUUCUACGGGAGUACAGACAGAACCAGGAGCUGGUGCGAAACAUCGGUGCACAUUACUAUCAAAUCAUAUAUCCAGUGCAGCUUCGGCACCACGAGAAAAUGGGCAUAUCCACCAGAGAGGUUAACACGCCAAAGGGUCGAGGAUACGACUACCAACCAGGAACGAGGUCGCGGGCUAGGACUGGAAAACAUUUUCAUCGGACGUCGCUUCUCAUCAAGGCUUUCAACCACAAGUUCAGAUUGGACCUCGAGCUUAAUACACAACUGCUUGCACCGAAUUUGAAACAGACACAAUACCUCGCAAACGGAGCCGAGAGUGACGUCAGAACGGAAAUCGAGCACUGCUACUACCACGGCACCGUCAAGGACUACCCCGGUGCUUCAGCGGCCUUCCACACCUGCAACGGAGUGUCUGGAGUCAUUCACAUUGGGAACGAGACUUUCGUGAUACAUCCUUUCUACGGAGGCGAUCUAUCGCAGAAGCACCCACAUGUCAUCUUCGAAGCGAGAACUAAGGCCAACAAGGGCUGCGCUAACAAACUCGAGUACCGACCGAAGAACAGGAGAACGAAGAACGUGGGCUACCUGGAAGAGCCGCUCGACGACGACCCCACAAGUUUAUUAGCACCAGGUCGUCUGAACCAAGAACGCAAUUGGCGCUGGUUGUGGAGCGGGGGAGUCAAGGGCUUAAUCGAACGGCUCCGCAGAGACGUCAGGGAGACAACGAAAUAUAUAGAAACAGCCCUGGUGAUAGACAAGGCCAUGUUCGACAGGAGAAACGGAAGCACUAGAGCUGAAGUGGUUCAUGAUGCGAUACAAGUCGCCAAUAUUGCCGAUCUGUAUUUCCGUACGCUGAAUACUAGGGUCUCACUGGUGUACAUCGAGUCGUGGCAGGGUGCUGACCAAGCCGCCAUCGACAGGAAGGCGGACAUCACGAGAGCCAUCCACACCUUCAGCGACUACGCGGCGAGAAAACUAUUCAAAAUCGAAAAGGACACGACACAACUUCUCACCGGCAUAAUGUUUCCGGGCGGAGAAUCCGGUAUCUCGGUACCAGACACCAUGUGUACUCCAAAAUCUGUUGGCAUAUCCGUCGACACUAACACGUACGAGCCACAUCUUCUGGCCGGCACCAUGGCGCAUAUGAUCGGACAUAAUAUCGGGAUGGGCCACGACGAUGGCCGGGAGCAGUGCUUCUGCCGCGACUGGCACGGCUGCAUCAUGGCGCAAUCCAUCGUCGGCUCUGACAACGUCCAGCCCUACAAAUUUUCUGACUGCUCUAAGAAUGACUACAUCAACGAUCUCAGGGUCGGGCAAGGUCUCUGCUUGCUGAACAAACCUAAUGAAUUGGUGAUCCAUCAUCAGUGCGGCAACGGCAAGCUUGACGAAGGCGAGGAGUGCGACUGCGGGACCCUGAACGAGUGCCACAACUCUAACCCGUGCUGUGACCCGUUCACCUGCAGACUGACCAAGGAAGCUCAGUGCGCGUCCGGGGAGUGCUGCGAGAGGUGCCAGCUCAAGCCCCGCGGAGUUGUGUGUCGUGACGCGACCAACGAAUGCGACUUAGAGGAAACUUGCACCGGCCUAUCCGGGGCUUGUCCAGCUGACUCCUACCGGAAGAACGGCGAAUCUUGCGAAGACGGCAAGGGGUACUGCUUCGCCGGACAAUGUCCCACAUUAUCUCUGCAAUGCGAGAGAAUAUGGGGCACCGGUACUGUUGGAGCGGACAAGGAAUGCUUCGAACAGUUCAACUCUAAAGGAGCUGUGACCGGCCACUGCGGGAAGGACAGUAACGGACACUACAUUAAGUGUGAAAUGGAGAACGUUCGCUGCGGCUCUCUACAAUGCCAAUUAGGGAACAGAUAUCCUGUUGUGACCGGAAUGGAUGAGUACUAUACGAGAACCGUCAUCACUAUUAAGGGGAACGAAUAUGAGUGCAAAGCAACGACUGGUCUACCGAAGCACUCGGAGAUCGCUCCCUUAGGGCUGGUCAGGGAUGGAACCCCGUGCGGCGACAACCUCGUCUGCGUCAACCAGACCUGCACCUCUAUAUUCCCUUUCAUCGACCACACCAAGUGCCCAACGGACCACAACAACCACGAGUGCUCAGCCCGAGGGAUUUGUUCGAACCUAAACAAGUGCGUCUGCAACCGAGGCUGGACGGGUCCAGAUUGUUCACAGCACGACGCCCUCCCACCCUCGCCGACUCCCUACGUACCAGAGAACGCCACGAAAGCAGCAUACAACAUGACCAAAAAGGAAACACCGUAUGAGAACUACCACGGCUCGAACACGGUGUUCCUCGUGGCGGUCCUCAUGUCUGUGGUAGGGGGGGUAUUCAUAGUAUUUGCCCUGAGCGCUCUCUGCUACAGGUCAGUCGUAGUACACAAAAACUUCUCCCUGUGCCUAAGGAAAAAGAGCACGUCGAGAAAGUACGACCCGCCCUACGUGAAGAAGCCCAUAGCGAAGAGUUUCGCCGCGGGUUCGACGACCUCCAACAAUUCACAGGAGGACAUAUCGCUCGAUGGCGGGAAAAUGCACUCUUUCAACAACACUUUCAGCCGAGAUUCGCAGCGUGUGAUAUUCAGACAUGGCAAUCACAUGGCAGGGGCCAGCAGUACAAGCAGAUAUCCAGAUCACAAGCAAAUGAAGCGGGUGCAUUCUGGUAGCGAAGACGAACCCACACAUUCAGGCGAAGAAGACAUAGCAUUCAUAGACGUAGCCUCUAACUCGAUGGCGAAAUUGCCAGAAAAAGGUAUCCUGAAGAAGCACGGGUACGGAGCUGUGGAUGGGAAGGACAAAUGGGGAGACGACUCGCAGUCGGAGCAGCUCGAGGCUGGCUCGCAGUCCGAUGGGCAGGAACCGGCAGGGGCUGUUGCCGAUAUGGAAUACAAGUUUAAGGAUCUGAACGGCUAUCACGAGAACAUAAUAGUGGCCUUGAAGACGGCCGCGGCGCAACGUGCGAGCGCUGCAGGAGGCUCCGGUGAUCUUCGCUCCCUCCAGGACUACGAGUACAAGGAGCGGAGGGAACGAGCCCCCAGCGCAGAGAAGAUCCACGACGCGGAACUGCGAAGACAGCGCCCCGACGACGAAGAGGACGACGCUCCACAGUGCGCCCCCAUCAGAAUCAGGAACCUGGAGGACUUGAUACGGCAACUAGAGCACCACUCGAGCAGGCACAUGAGCCCGUCCGGCUCUGAAGAUAUAAGGAUGUCGGAGACGGAAGCCGAUCGACACUACAGGAUCGAGCCUGGAGAGAUCCCACCUCGAUGUCGCGGCCGCAUCCCCGGCGAAGAGGAGGCCCACUUCUCGUACCGUUACCGCGGCGGGUCUGGCCGGCACCACAGCGCGAUGUUCGGCGCCGGCCCGCCCCCCGCGCCGCGCCUUCCCCCCGACGAGGACGCGCUCUACGAGACGGCCGACGCCGAGCGACUCCGCGACGCACCAGACAGCGAAAGUGAUGAAUUUAUUCAAGCUCAACAACAGUUAGCCCCGUGGGCGAGUGAGGAGCGAGUGGGGCGGCCAUCUCACCGCCGGGCCCCGUCCCCGCCCGACGAAGACUCCCCUGCCGCCUUCCCCGAGUACACACACUGACACAUACGACACUCACCCUACCGAUAGCUUAGCACUCCAGCUCACGCCUAGAGGCUCCCCACCAGGGCCAUAGUGAACGUACGCGGAAACCGCCCGCCGCUUGUGAAUACAUAGUUGUCCUUAGCGAAACCAGUGAAUUGUAAAUAUUGAAUUAAAUGCACUAAACGAUAUGACUGAAACGUAGUAAUUGAAUUUUAGAGUUAAACUUUAUGUAAGUCGUUGCGAUGUGUCGGCGUGGCGCCCGAGGAGGCUCUGGGCCGCGUCAGGGCUCCGCCGCGUCGUCACGGUUUAUGAGUAUAGCGAGUCUGUGGAAGGAGCUUCUCGGGCGUCACGACGCUGUGCGUUUAAUGUUAAGACUCGUCGUUGUAUGAAAGUAGCUUAAGAUACAGUUGUACGGUGCCGAGGUCCUUUGAGACGUCGAGUUUGCUUACGUUCGACAACGGACGUGGGUCGAGUAGCUUGCAAAUUAGAUAGGCGAAUAACAAAUUGAACUAACGUAAUCUUAAGCGGAGCUUUAAUGUAACGUGUCCUAGUUCGAGGAGCCGGCCCGGCCACCACGAACGAACGAACGAACGGACUCGACGUCGCUCUAGGUCUCUCAAUGUUCUAUCGUAGUUGAUGUUUCAAUUGAACUCAGUUUAAGAGCCAGCGGUGCCUGGAAUCGUUCAAGCGACAACGACUCGUUCGUAUCGUACAAAUUAACAAUUUGACAUUUGAAGUUUUGAAACUAUUGGAAUACGUAAUUAAUAUAGGACACGGGCCGUUGCGUGUUGAAUGCUACGACUCUAGCGGCCUAGACGAGAAGCGAGUCGGCCCUGUUUCGGUCGGAACACUGCUGGCUCUUGACUCUGGCGUCGUAUCAGUUGUCCACGUCCCGGUGACGUGAUGACGUAGACACGGUGACGCGCCGCCCGAGGGGGGCGACCGGCAACCGUCCCGGAGAGUAUCACCGUCGCAUCACCUCUCCGAACGCGCGCCCCACUUCGCAUUGUCAACAAUGAACACCAAUUUAGACGUUUCAGUUUUGUACGCUCUCCAACGGACCCUUUCUAUUGAGUGAUCUCGAACCACCGUGCACCGUUUACUCGAUAUAAACUAGCCGUUAAAUACACAUAUUCUAAAACUAAAUGUGAAUAAAAGUUAAUUCGAUUCGUCAGAAUAUCUACGUAUGUAUUAUUAUUGUGUCGCUCUUAAAACGAAUUUACGCCAAAGAACGUAUGAAGGAGAUGUAAUGUAUGUUAAAUCUUAACGUGUUAUAGUUUGCGUGUUUAUUUUAUUGUGACAGUUUUAGGAUGUUAUCGUUUACGCUAGGCUAGGUGGCGCGGCCACGAAUCUAACACAUAUGUAGUUAAUGCAGUUUAAAUAAAUGAAUUGAUGUGUGCGAGUGGCUCCUCGGUGACCGCUCGCUCCGGUAGUUCACUGGCGCUGCGGGGCCCAACGCCCUCCCGCAUAAUUACUCUCAUAGAUACUCGUUAUUAAGUAAGUCUAAAAUAGAUACUAUGAACACGUACAGGGUAGAUGUGAUUGCAAUACUCUGUAACUGGGUGUCGCUCGCACUACGGAGACCUGUCCCGUCGUUUCAUGGAUCACGUACACCGUCGGUCUGUGCCUCGAUUCGGGCAUCCAAAACGGGACUGUCUCUUAAUCUCGUACAAUGUGGUCACCCUGCACGCGUUUCGUUUGGUUCGCGGCGAGCGCUCGUCACCCAGAGGGCGUCACGUGCGCGCGUUCUGAACUAUCAAACCGUCUGUGCGGUCGCAAUGACCUUAUGUCGAGGUCGUAAGGUCUGUUUUGGCACGUCGACACAGACUCGGUUUGUUCGCGUAGGCCUAACACGUCAAUUGCGAACGGCGCCGGACAUCGCCAUUGCUCACGGUAGUGCUCUGUAAUUUAUACGAAUAUUCGUAAUUUUAGUAUUUUCGUUUUAACUUUUAUCAUUAAGUUUUGUAAUUAAUUGAACAAUUACAUAAGUGUAACAUUAAAAAUAUGGCACAAAAUUUUAAUGUGUCCUAAACGUUUUUUAUCGAUGUAAUAGGUAUGUAUUUGAGACGUGAAAAUAACUGCGUGUGAAUGUAUCUUUAAGAAUUUCAAUAAUCAUUGAUUUACUCGUAGGAAUGUGUAUAAUAAAAAAACUCAUCUAAUAUUAUAAUGAUGUUUAGAAAGAAAAAUAAUGUAGUCAUGAAAGUCUUUCGAAUCACAAGGUUGCGGAACUCGAGUCGGCUUUUCUAGAACUUUUCUUUUUUUCCUUCCUAUGCUGAUAGCCUUGAGAGGCUAUAUCAGCUUACCCUAGCGUGUGUAAAUGAGCUCACGGGGCUCAAACCAGAGAGUCGCUAACACUGACCCUAGCAAGAGCAGUGCUUCGCAGAAUUUACCACCGGAUCGGAAACGCGACCCACUGAGAAGAUCCGGCGAGAAACUCAGUGAGCUGUGUCUGUGGGUUUCUCUAGAGCACGGCGGGAUAUAUCCGCGUGACUUUAGCGGAUAUAUUUCACGAGCAAACCGAUCAUAAAGCAUUACUAGUUCGGUCGCAAAUCAAUUCGAGGGGUGAUAAGCUAUUUGGUUUAAGCGCCAUUUCGCUUAUUACGCGACAUUUCUCUUUGAAAUUAAAGGUCCGUUUUAUUUUGUAUUAGCAUCAACAGUUCGAUGUUUUUAAUUGAACUUCAAUUAAGGUUACUCGAUGUAAAUAGCUGAAGAUUUUUUUAUGCUACGAUAUUUUUUCCAAAAAUUAAAUGGCUCUCUUGUGAAUUUUUUUUUAUUGCUAGAUUUGUGGACAAGCUCACAGCCCACCUGGUGUUAAGUGGUUACUGAAGCCCAUCGACAUCUACAACGCAAAUGCCGCCACCCACAUUGAGAUAUGAGUUCUAAGGUCUCAAGUAUAGUUACAACGGCUGCCCCACCCUUCAAACCGAAACGCAUUACUAACCGGUUAAACCAAUUAAAUCAAUAAUCCACCGGUUAAACCAAUAAUCGAAAUUAAACCAUAAUCAUUGUCAUCUUAAGAUGUAUUGAUCAGAUCUUACGAUGUAGAGAGAUCAUCUACAUCUUAAAACAAACAAGCGUAUGCUCACCUAAUGGUGAGUAACCACAACUUUCCAUGUACUCCAAUAACUGCCUAUAAACUUAAAUAACAAAUAACUCAAAUAACAAUACGGGCAUACUCAAAUAACUAACUGCCAAAACGGUCAUAAAAUAAAUAAAUAAAAAACAAAAUGUGUGCAAUUCACACGUGGUAGAAGUGAAACCUUCCAAAAUUAAAAUACAAUUAUCCUAAACGUCUUAAGUAUAUGUAAAAUUUUGUCAUUAGUAAAUAAUUGUAAGGUAGCGCCCUCUGUGAAUUGAUAUUUUAAUUUCACGUAUAAUCCUAAAUUAAAAUUCACUACAAGAGCUUUCAUACACACGUUAGUAUUAAAAAAUCUCACAGAUGGCGCUGUAUUAAAUAGUAUGUAUAUUUCUGUCUCAUUCUUUGCUGGCUUCAUCCUACACAUUUUUGUAUUUGUGUCUCUUACCUGUCGUUUUUUCCGUUGCAUCCGGUUUGAAAUCACAACGAUUCUAAAGAAGUUUUCACUUCAAUAUACAAACUUAACAAACAACAACUUUUCGUAGCUCUAUAUAAUUUUCUUUCCCGGAGCGCUACUAUUGGGGCCUGAUUACUUUAAUUACUUUAUUUUUCUUGCUUAUUUUCUGGUAGCCUGUAACUAUACUUGAGACCUUAGAACUUACACCUCAAGGUCGGUGGCGCAUUUACGUCGUAGAUGUCUAUGGGCUCAAGUAACCACUUAACACCAGGUGGGCUGUGAGCUCGUCCACCCAACUAAGCAAUAAAAAAAAGCCUAAGAGGCUAUUCCAGCUAGUAGCUGAGCUCACGUGCUCAACCUGAGACAGUUUGCUAAUACUGGCCCUAGCAAAAGCAGUGCUUAGCUGACUCUACUGAGUAGAUCCCGCGAGAAACUAAGUAGACUGUGUCUAUGGGUUCGUUCGCUCAUCAAACUCUUCGACGACUUCGACAAGAACGAUGACCGGUGCUUGAAGAGCCUAUAAGCACUGAAAGUGGGUCCGGGGGAUUCGAUAAGACAUGUUUAGAUAAGACAUGACAACGCAAAGCCGACACGAUAAGAGGGUUUUCAUUACGUAAUUACCGCGCAAUGUAUAAGAAGUAAUGGAUUGUGACCGUCUCUCCAAAAUGAAGGAUUACUUAUUUCUUUGUGACUACGUUAUCAAUUUAACUAACUCUACUUUUAAUAAAAGAAAAACAUUUUAAUUUAGAAUCAUUAAAAUUUAUUAAAUAGAAAUGUCUUAUAUGUUGUUUUUUAAAUACACGAAAAAUGUGUUCAUUAUAUUUUAAAUGUAAUUGCAAUAUGUAUUUUUAAUUUUAAAAACACUGACAAAAUCUAUGUGUAAUUAAUAAUAGUAACGUAAUUAUUUUAGAUAGGAUUAUGAAAUCGUUCAGUUUAAAUGUAAAUUAGAUAUAUGUUCCUUUUUCAUAUUAUUAUUAUUAUAAUAUAUAAAAUUACGAAAAUUCGUAAAAUAAAUGUCCACACUACCGAACUUACUGAUUUAGGAAUGUUAUAUUAAGUGAUAUUAUUAUGUAAAAUAAUAAAAAAUAAAAUAAUAAUGAAUACGAAUUUUAAAACGGAAUAAACCAUCGUACGAAGUUAAUUAUUAUUUUACAAUCAUUUUUUGUUUUAUUAUCGUUUCGUUUUCAAACCUUGUAAAUAUUUGGCUAUAUGGUUUAUCGAAUGAAUGUAACAUAUUAUUAUUAAAUGAGGAAAAUAGAUGAACACACAUUU